Salvelinus namaycush (lake trout) is the source of this 3037-nucleotide messenger RNA. RefSeq lists its product as uncharacterized. The transcript has 4 exons. Bases 160 to 909 code for a protein of 249 amino acids. The record is from RefSeq and is a predicted model, not a curated record. Lineage: Eukaryota; Metazoa; Chordata; Actinopteri; Salmoniformes; Salmonidae.
UGGAAUGAUCAUUUAUACUGUAGAUGACUUUGACAAACUGUUUUUUGACAUGUGAACAAAGCGGAAGCCAAACCACACAAAAAAAGAGGAUGUAGCCUGUGCUUCAACCUUGUCUCUAGAAGGCGGAAACAGUAUCCAUUUUGAAGGUCCCAUUUCAAUAUGGCAUGUGUAGUUAUCGCUCUUCUUACAAUCUUACCAGUGGUGAUGGGAGGUACCACUGGUUACCUGGGAGAUUCUGUCACCUUGUCUUCUGGAGCCAACUCAUCCUGGAACUUGAGCAAGAUAGAGUGGUCUAUAUUCAGCAACAACACCUGGAUUGCAACGUACAGGAAAGAACCACACACUCUCAAAACAGACCGUUUCUGGCAGUUUCAGGAUCGUCUAAGACUCAACAUCUCCUCCGGGGACUUAGAGAUAAGAGAUGUGAGGAUAGGGGAUGCCCUGGUUUACUCGGUUCUCCUUCAAGACAUUAAGGGAGAGCAGCAUAAUGUACCUGUCCAGCUCACUGUGACAGAGCGUCCCAACGUCCGUAAGGUCUUCAACAUGUUGAAGGACAGCCAUUGUGUGAUGGCUCUUCAGUGCUCCUCUUCGGUGAAGGACACCCACCUCUCCUGGGAACCAGAGGCUGCGUUUGAGGAUGCCUUCUGGAGGAGGAAUCCCAGCACCAACGUCUCUGUCGUCUGGACGUCUUACAGCCCCAACAGAAAUGCCACCUUCAACUGUACUGCCAGCAAUGGGCUCUCUAAAGCCUUUCGGGUUGUGACGGAGAGAUGCCAAGAGCCCGACGUGGUGGGAGAGACCCGCAUCCCUGGAAUAGGUUUUGUAAUGUUGCUCUUAGGAAUUGUGUUUGGAUGUGUUUUAACAUAUAUUUAUUUUAGAGGAAAAAUGUUCCCCGUACCAAUUUUGUAAACUUUGUUUUCAUGUGCAUGAUGACUUGCUUAAAAUUGAUGUUCAAAAAAAAAUCUGCCGCAGCUGAUUUGCUUGAUCCUUUCUUGCUGCAGCUUUCUGCUCCCCUGAUUGCGGAGUAAAUGACACAGGUUUUUUCAACUGCCAAUUAUCUUGGGUGCCCGUGUUCUCCCUCUCCACAAAGGUGGUGACCCCUCUGACCUAAACAAUGAUCACCCUAUCUCGAAAGGGUCUUGCCAAGCAAAAAUGUUAGAAUCAUCAAUCAACUGUCAGCUACGAUCCUUCCAAGCUACGAGAUGCAUUCCGAGCUACGAGAUGCAUUCCGAGCUACGAGAUGCAUUCCGAGCUACGAGAUGCAUUCCGAGCUACGAGAUGCAUUCCGAGCUACGAGAUGCAUUCCGAGCUACGAGAUGCAUUCCGAGCUACGAGAUGCAUUCCGAGCUACGAGAUGCAUUCCGAGCUACGAGAUGCAUUCCGAGCUACGAGAUGCAUUCCGAGCUACGAGAUGCAUUCCGAGCUACGAGAUGCAUUCCGAGCUACGAGAUGCAUUCCGAGCUACGAGAUGCAUUCCGAGCUACGAGAUGCAUUCCGAGCUACGAGAUGCAUUCCGAGCUACGAGAUGCAUUCCGAGCUACGAGAUGCAUUCCGAGCUACGAGAUGCAUUCCGAGCUACGAGAUGCAUUCCGAGCUACGAGAUGCAUUCCGAGCUACGAGAUGCAUUCCGAGCUACGAGAUGCAAGUGUUCACCAGUCUGGCCGGGUCAUAGCACCAUCUCAGCUGCAACCUUGGUGUUGAAGGAAUACUUCGGGAUUUUGGCAAUGAGGCCCUUUAUCUACUCCCCCAGAGUCAAUUUUAGGUCCUGUACUUUUUACUGUCUGUAUAAACAAUGUUGGUUUAUUAGCUUUUUUUUUUAACAUACACCUGUAUGCAGAUGACACUGUUGUGUAGUAUGCUAUUGCCCCAACGGUUGACCAGGCUCUUUUGGAGUUUCAAUUUGUCCUUCAUUGCUUUGUAGAAAGCCUUUGCAAACAUCCUUUCUGAAUUUAACAUUAAUCCAAGAAGUAAUCAUUUUGUUUUUCAAAAGUAUCUGUAACCUGAUUACACUAUUUUUGGUGGAAACGAUAUGGUUUCAGUUACUGUUUUUUUUUUGUAAUCAGAUUACAUGCAACUGAUUACACGUAAUCAGUUACUCCCCAACCCUGGUAUCAUAAUCACGCGUAAUUACGGGCGAUAGAUUCAAUAUGCGUCACUGCAUUCUGUAUCAGAAAGUAGGCUGGCCCUCUUUGAAGUUUUGUAGAUCGAUGCAUUGCACUCUUUUUGCUUAUAAAUACCUCCUGUAUAAACUUCCGCCAUACUUACUGUACUUCAUUGUUAACUUACAGAUGUACGAGAUACCAGACCCGGUCUCGGGGAUGGCUAACUCUGGAGAUCCCUUCGAUCUCCAAUGAGUUAGGUAAAUCUGAGUUUAGUUAUCUUGAACUUUACUUGUGGAAAGAUCUCCAAGGCUCUCUAAAGUUGGAUAAAUUGGGGCCUCUAGGGCAAUUCAAAAGGCUGAUUUAGGACCUUUUUACUGAAGAAUGUAUUUGUUUUCUAUGACAGUGUUUAGCUUUUUGUAUAUUGAUGUGUGCACUAUGUAUAUUGAUGUGCUUAUGAACUGUAUAUUGAUGUGUAUACAGGGUUCAUCUUUAAAAUAGAUUUUGGUCUUAGCAUGACUCCCUGUUCAAAUAAAUCUGAAUAUUAUUUAUAUUUUUUGGUAAUCAACAAUUUUAAAGGUAUUAGGAUUGCUGCUAUUCCAAUAUAGUCUUGCUUACACCAGCCUCUCUACUAAAUAUAUUUAUAACUAACCCAAGAUAGUUAAUCUGUGCCAUUUACAGUGGGAGCAAAUUAAGCAUAGUGGGCAGAAAAAGCAAGAAGGUGAGCAAAGCACGAGCUAGCGAGAUCCUACUGGCUCGUUGUCGCAUGUACAGUGCAUUCAGGAAGUAUUCAGACCCCUUAACUUUUUCGACAUUUUGUUACGUUACAGCCUUGUUCUACAAUCCUCAUCAAUCGAAACACAAUACCCGAAAUGACAAAGAAAAAACAGGUUUGUGGAAAUUUUGGAAAAUGUAUUCAAAAUAAAAACUGAAAUAUA